Messenger RNA from Raphanus sativus (radish), 6448 nucleotides. RefSeq lists its product as uncharacterized. Gene Ontology annotation, molecular function: DNA helicase activity. The transcript has 5 exons. The record is from RefSeq and is a predicted model, not a curated record. Lineage: Eukaryota; Viridiplantae; Streptophyta; Magnoliopsida; Brassicales; Brassicaceae. Bases 2104 to 5910 code for a protein of 1268 amino acids. Gene Ontology annotation, biological process: DNA repair; telomere maintenance.
CGAACAGCAUUUACAGGAAUGACAUUAGUGAAACUCAAUCAAACUCAAGAAAUCAUAGAUUACUACAGAACGAUGUGCAGUCUCCUGUUUCGAUAAACUCUGUUUUUAAUAGGUUAUUUCUUGGCCUUGAUAAUACUAAUAUAGAGACGAAGAAUGCUGCAAACAUUCGCCAGAGCACAACCACACCCAAAACCCCGAGUAGGAAACGCAGAUGUGUUUUAGGUAAUACUAUGAAUUACCUACCUUCUAUUUCAGUAUAAACGAUUUGGGUUCUUACUCAAUUCACAGCUAAUCAUUUUUUUUUUGUGAUUCAGACCAAGGUACUAACACACCAGAACAGGGAAGUUGUUUGACAUCAUUGAAGUGUAAGCUGAUCGAUCUAAAAUAGCUAAAGUAGAUUGUAUAAUUUACACUGACAGACAUAUCUCUGAGCUUAUAAGUGUGUUUGCUAAAAUUAUCUUUCUAUAUAGCUCAACCUAUCAAGUCUACCGCAAUUCACAGUGAUCUACCAGGACCAAAAAAUAGUAACCAGCGAAAGAAUAAACGGAUAGCUCUUGAUGAUAUUACAAAUAUUGCUUCUAGAGAAUUUCACAAUACAUGCACACCAACAAGCGCGAGUAACAAACGCAGAUGUGUUCUUGGUAAUAAUUCUUAAGAUCCUCCUAUUAAAUGUUUUGAACUGUUUUGAUCAAUCACAGCAAAUGUUUAUUCUGGAUAUUUUUUUAAGGUGUUUCUUUCGAUUCAGAACAAGCUACAAAGACUCCAGAACAGCGAAGUUGUUUGUCAUCAUUGAAGUGUAAGUUUGUCUAUAUUUUUAUAAGAUAUACAUUAUCUGAUGCAUCACUAUACCUCAAUCCUGUUCCUAUGUUGUAUUUUUCUUCUUAUUAUAUAGCUCAUGCUAGCAAGUCAAAAACAAACAGCAAAACUGCACAAGAACCUAUCCAGAAGAAACAGAAAAAAAAUAUCAGUGCUGUUUUUGAUGAUAUCCCCAAUAUGGGGAAUUCGAUGGCAAGUGAAAGUGAAGAUGAACGAUCUAACACUUUCGAUGAGAGAGGCAAUGAUUAUAUUGAAGAUGAUGGGGAAGCUAUCGAAAGUGGUCUUGAUGAUUUUGGAGGUUUGACCGUUUUCUGGUCUUUUUAUGCUACUUUUUACAUGUGUGACUCAAGAACUGACCUUUUGUCUCAUUUUUGUUUUAGGGAUAAUCGAAGAAAUGGAUGGUUCUUUAGAGUUUGACUGUAGCUCACAGGAAGAUUCUGGUUCUGAAAGUGAUAUUGAUUGUGCAGAUCAUUCUAAUGGAGAAAGAACAUAUCAAUUUCAGCAAGAAAGCAAUAAAAAGGCAUCGUUUACCAAACAGAAUGUAGCACACCCGUCUCUUAAAAAGAGACCUUCUUCAAAAGCUCUAGGUAUAUGAUUAAUUUUGGUUCAAGCGAAUCUGGAGUCGUUGUGCCAUUUUUCAUCAGUUUUUUAUGAAACCUAUAUUUCUAUUAUGUUGACAUGUGCAGCUUAUCAAGAUGAGGGUGAUCCCACUUUCUCAUGUUGCCACUGUGGUGCUAUUAUGUGGUACGGAGAACGGAUUAAUAAACGCAGGAAUGCUCGGACCCCUACUUUUACGCUGUGCUGCAUGCAGGGUCAAGUAACAUUGCCACUUUUAAAGGAGCCACCAGAAGUACUGAAACAAUUGUUUGAGGGGGAUGAUAAACUAAGCAAACAUUUUCAAAGAAAUUUGAGACCUUACAAUAUGGUGUUCUCAUUUACUUCACUUGGUGGCAAAGUUGAGAGAUCAGUGAAGAAAGGAAUAGGUCCUGACAUGUUUCAAUUGCAUGGAGAAAAUUACCAUCUAGCAGGAAGUUUAUUUCCAAAUGAGGGGGACGAUGCCAAAUUUGGACAGAUGUAUAUUGCAGACACAGUAAAUGAGGUGGAAAACAGGUCAAAUUGUCUUAGGUAACCAUCAAUUUAUGAAGAUGUUUUUUUAUUUUAUUUGUUUAAAAAUUUAUAGUGAGGUUAACAUUUUUGCUAAACACUUCUGUUUUUCGCAGAAGUGGAAGUAAGAGUGGACAAGUAAAAGAAAAGGAUACUUUGAAGAAAGGAAUCAUUCAGGCUCUGAUGAAGGUGUUAGAUGAUGUGAAUCCGUAUGUGAAACAGUUUAGAUCAGCAAAAGAUCGGUUUGACACUAAUCCUAACGAUGCGUUUCAUAUGAGGAUUGUCAGUGAUAGACUUAAUGACGGAAGGACAUACAACACACCCACCGCAUCUGAGGUUGCUGCAUUAAUUCCUGGAGACUUUAAUCUUGAGAUGGAUAAAAGGGAUAUAGUGCUUCAGAAACAUUCAGGGAAGCUUAUGAGGAUUAAUGAAAUACAUGUUUCCUAUCUAGCACUACAAUAUCCUCUUUUGUUCCCUUAUGGAGAGGAUGGGUUCAGACUUGGAAUCAAAAAAGGUGUUACCGAGGCUACCAAAAAACAGAAAAAGGCUACAAUUAGUAUGAGGCAGUACUAUGCAUUUCGGCUGUUUGAAAGGAAGAAUGAGUCACGCCAUCUCCUUCACUCUAGGCGCCUCUUUCAACAAUUUUUGGUGGAUGCUUACACAACUAUAGAGUCUAACCGUUUGCGAUAUCUCAAGUUCAAUCAGGAAACUUUAAGAUCUGAUAGUUUUGACUCUCUCAAACAAUCAGAAAAUGCUGGGAAGAUCGAUAUGAAUGAACAAGGAACAGAAUUUGUGUUGCCGGCUUCUUUCACUGGUGGUCCUAGAUACAUGAAGAAUAAUUAUUUGGAUGCAAUGGCCAUCUGUAAGCAUUUUGGGUUUCCCACUCUUUUCAUCACAUUUACGUGUAAUCCUAGAUGGCCAGAGAUCACCAGAUAUGUUAAAGAGAGAAAUCUAAGCGCAGAUGAUAGACCAGACAUUCUUUCUAGGAUCUUUAAGAUGAAGCUUGAGUCACUGAUGGAUGAUCUAACCAAAAAGAAUCUUCUAGGGAAGACUGUUUCAUCAAUGUACACGAUAGAGUUUCAGAAACGUGGUCUACCUCAUUCGCAUAUUCUUUUAUUCAUGCAUCCAGAUAAUAAGAUCGACACUACAGAUGACAUUGACAAGAUCAUUUGCGCCGAAAUUCCUAAUAAAGAUUCAGAGCCUGAACUUUAUGAAGUGGUUAAAGAUAUGAUGAUGCAUGGACCAUGUGGAGUUGCAAAUAUGAAUUCUCCAUGUAUGGAGAAUGGAUUGUGCUCGAAAGCAUAUCCGAAAACAUAUUGUCAGACGACUACAGUUAGUAAAGAUGGCUUUCCGGUUUAUAGAAGGCGCGAGCAACCAGAAUCUUAUGUUGAGAAGAAUGGGAUGAGAUCUGAUAAUCUUUGGGUUAUUCCAUACAACAAGCAACUAUCUCUUCGCUACAGAGCUCACAUCAAUGUCGAGUGGUGCAACCAAGCUGGAUCAAUUAAAUACUUAUUUAAGUAUAUUAAUAAAGGACAAGAUCGUGUCACUGUGGCCGUGGAACCUCCUGAACAUGUGGUUGUAAAUCAAUUGGAGAACGUUGAGGGAAGUGGGGAGAAGAAAAAAAACGAGUUCAAAGAUUUCUUCGAUUGCAGAUACGUUUCUUCGUGUGAAGGUUCAUGGAGAACCUUUAUGUUCUCAAUUCACUAUCGAUCUACAUCAGUUGAGAAGCUUACUUUCCAUCUACCUGGAAAACAACAUGUCAUUUUCAGAGGUAAAGAAAAGAUGGAAGCGGUGCUGAGUCGCAAGCUCAUUCAGAACACAAUGUUCUUAGCAUGGUUUGAGUUGUGCAAAGUCGAUUCAUUUGCCAAAACCCUACUGUAUGUUCAGAUUCCGAACUUCUAUACUUUUGAAAAAAGUAAAAAAAAAUUCAAGAGAAGAAAAAGAGGAUUCAGCAUUGGUAGGAUUAAUUAUGCUCCCCGUAAACAAGAAGAUUCUUAUUAUCUUCGGGUGUUGUUGAACGUUGUCAGAGGUGCUACAUGUUACGAGGACAUCAAAACCUUUGAAGGUGUUCUUCACGAUGGCUACAAAAAAGCAUGUUCUGCACGUGGGUUAUUAGACGAUGAUCACGAGUAUAUUGACGAUCUGUUGCGGAGAAGUUAUGAUAGCUCAGCAAGUGAUCUACGUCAGGUGUUUUCUACGAUGCUGCUUAAUGAUAGCUUAGAAUCACCAGAGAACGUAUGGGAACAUACUUGGGAGUGUUUGUCUGAAGAUAUUGAGCAUAGACGGAGAAUAUUUUUCAAGAGACCAGUUGUGUGUGAUUUUGCAGGACUUGUGUUAAGUGAUGAAGAGAAAAAGAAGUAUGCUUUACAAGAGAUUGAUAACCUAUUGAGGCGGAAUGGGGAUUCACUAGAAAGAUUUACCAAGAUGCCUGCGGUCUCAGAAUCAAGUACAAAUGAUUCUAACGUCCUUAUAUUAGAUGAGCGCAGUUAUCCCCGUGAAGCAUUGUUAGAAACUCUUGAAAGAGAUUCUCCAAAAAUGACUGAUGAGCAAAAGAAAAUAUUUCAUGAGAUUACUGAUGCUGUCACAGAAGAACGAGGAGGGGUGUUUUUUGUAUAUGGUUUUGGUGGGACUGGAAAAACUUUCCUUUGGAAGUUACUAUCAGCAGCUAUCAGAUCUAGAGGAGAUAUUGUUCUUAAUGUUGCAUCGAGUGGAAUAGCUUCUUUGUUGUUACAAGGUGGUAGGACUGCUCAUUCAAGAUUUGGUAUACCUCUUAGUCCAGACGAGUUCUCAUCAUGUAAUAUGGCUCAUGGAACUGAUCAAGCUAAUUUAGUAAAAGAGGCAUCACUCAUUAUAUGGGAUGAAGCACCUAUGAUGAACAAGCAUUGUUUUGAAGCUUUGGACAGAAGCUUAUCUGACAUUAUUGGGAAGCACAGAAAUAAACCCUUUGGAGGAAAAGUAGUUGUUUUUGGAGGUGAUUUUAGACAGGUUCUACCUGUGAUAAAUGGAGCUUGUAGGCCAGAGAUUGUAAACUCAGCAUUGAAUUACUCAUAUCUUUGGGAGCACUGUAAAGUCUUGAAACUCACUAAGAACAUGCGGUUGCUGUCAGGCUGUUUGACAACUGAAGAGGCAAAAGAUCUUAAGGACUUCUCUGAAUGGAUAUUAAAAGUUGGUGAAGGAAAACUAGCCGAGCCUAAUGAUGGUGAGGCUGAGAUUGAAAUUCCUGCUGAGUUUUUGAUUACUAACUUCGACGAUCCAAUAGAGUCCAUCAGUAAAGCUGUCUAUGGUGAUUUCACAUCUUUACAAGAAAACAAGGAGCCUAAGUUCUUCCAAGAAAGAGCUAUUUUGUGUCCUACUAACGAGGAUGUCAAUACAGUUAAUGACUACAUGUUGGAUCAGCUUGAAGGUGAAGAAAAGAUUUAUAUGAGUGCAGACAGUAUUGACCCAAUUGAUAAAUGUUCAAGGAAUGAUGAAGCACUUGGACCUGACUUUCUCAACAAAAUAAAGGUUCCUGGUUUGCCAAACCAUAUUCUUAGACUCAAAGUUGGUUGUCCUGCUAUGGUUCUAAGAAACAUAAAUCCCAGUGUUGGGUUAAUGAAUGGGACAAGAGUUCAGAUAACUCAACUUAUGGAUUUUAUGGUUCAAGCUAGGAUAAUUACGGGAGAAAAGGUUGGGAAGACAGUAUAUAUUCCUAGGUUGUUAAUAACACCAUCAGACACCAGACUGCCUUUUAAGAUGCGUAGAAGGCAGUUGCCUUUGGCUGUGGCUUUUGCAAUAACAAUCAACAAAAGCCAAGGGCAAUCACUAUCUCAAGUUGGUCUAUUUCUUCCAAGACCUGUGUUUUCACAUGGACAGCUAUAUGUGGCUGUGUCUAGGGUCACUUCUAAAAAAGGAUUGAAAAUUCUAAUUGUAGGCAAAGAUGGGAAACCGAAAACAAAAACUAUGAAUGUAGUUUUCAAAGAGAUUUUUAAUAAUCUUGAUCCGCAUGAGUGAUAAGGUACACUUACUCUUAAUGAUUUUUAUAUGCGUUUGUGUUUUCAGACUAAUUAUAAGUUUAUUUUGUUGUUGCAUGCAGGUUUCAGACGUAGGUGCAUUUGGUGUCAUGUGAUUUUGCGUUAAGAGAUUUGUAGUUGUUGCCCACUUUCAUUUUGUAUUUUUUUAUUUUUGAAAAUACGUGGUCUAAGUUUUUGGCUUUUUUCAAACAAUUUAGUUGUUCAGGUUUGAGUGAUAAGUUUUUAGCUAUUUUAAAACGAUUGAUUACAAGAUCGUAGAUAUUAACAAAUCACAGGAUCAGUGAUUAAAGACAAAAGCAAACAAACAUAGUGAAAGCAAUUUAUUUUUAUUUUUUCUAAUCCUAAAUGCUGCUAAGUUCUUUCAAAGCGGAAAAAACAUUCAUUCACAAGAACCUAGAUAUGCAUUAUUAUUCAAUCUAUACUUAAGAUAUAUAAUACUAUCUAAGGCAACGGUUGAAUAUUAUUCCUAAAUCCACAUGAUCACACAUUGCUUUAAUUUCAAUCAAGUAAUAAAAGUU